Molecule: messenger RNA, 459 nt
Organism: Dovyalis caffra
Lineage: Eukaryota; Viridiplantae; Streptophyta; Magnoliopsida; Malpighiales; Salicaceae
Source: the annotation of a GenBank genome assembly
AUGGGAAACGUGACAUCUACGCUGGAGGCAAAAGCUGCCAUAAUAAGAAGUCAGCAAGGAAAGAGGCAAAAGAGGAGGGAUGAGUUCAUGUUUUCUGACUGCAUUAAAAAAGGGAGUGGUAACCCCACCACCUCCUCCUGCUCCUCCUCCUGUCAAAGAACCAUGCCUAACGAUGAAGAACUCUUCCAAAACAUGCCAAAACUUGGAUUGAAAGCGAUAAAGAUCACUGAUCAUGAAGAUACGGAAGAUGAGUGCUGCACACCAACAUCAGCUCAAAACAAGAUUCCGGCCUUGUUAAUCUGUCCACCAGCACCAAAGAAACCAAGAAGGAGCCAAGGUUCAUGCAAAAGGAAACAGUCAAAUCUGCACUUCUUUGAGGUUAUGAACCGUGAGGAGGUGGAAAUGUUUUUUAGGUCAAUCAAGAAGGUUGGUUUCUCCUCCUCUGGGGUGGUCGCCUAG